Microthlaspi erraticum is the source of this 873-nucleotide messenger RNA. The record is from the annotation of a GenBank genome assembly. NCBI's taxonomy places the organism in Eukaryota, Viridiplantae, Streptophyta, Magnoliopsida, Brassicales, Brassicaceae.
AUGUGCGGUAAUGGCAAGCGAUCGAGCGAAACAUAUCGAACAAAUGUGACACUAGAAGAAGUGAAUGAGGGGAAGAAGAAGAUAAACCAGAUCACAGAGUCACCUCAAAACAGAGAAAAGGGCAAGAAACAUGAUGGAGAAGAACAACAACGAUCACCACUCUCACUUAUAAGCAACACUGGUUUCAGAAUAUGCAGGCCUGUGGCGAGUUUCUCAUGGCCCAAACUGCCUGCUCUUGCAGAUACUGCUGGUGAUACUGCUCCUGGUAAUAAUGCGGAGUUUGCUUCUUUGCCAAGUCACGGACCAUCUUCUACUGCGCAUUCUUAUCCAGUGAAGCUACUUGCAGCUAAGCGUCCUCUCGUCUUGCCUUUUCCCUUCACCAUAAAUUCCCCACAAAUCCGUGAGAUCAGAGAUGAUGGAUUAGCUAGCCUGAAAAGAGAAUUUGAGAGACUCGCUUUCAAAGAAGGAAGAGGAGGAGAAGAGGAGGAGCUUAUUGUCAUGACUACGCCUAAUUCUUGUGUCUCUAGUCAGAACGAUAAGCUGAAGACUCCAGCCAAGGAAAUGCACCCUCAUUUGAUGAAGAAGAAAUGCAAAAUUGAGGAUUAUGGUGAAGAUAAGGGGGAAGCUAAAAAUUCAAAGUUGGCCGCAUUGGAGAAAAUUCUCUCAUCUCAUGGGAAGAGUUAUGGAGCCAUUCGAAUACCUUGGAGGGUACGGGAGCUUUUGACAAAGCUAGCUUUAUUUAGACUACCGCUGCUCAAUCCCGAGGAUCUACUUCCACUUUUUGAACGAUGCCUCUCCUUGAAAGAUUUGGAACUGCAAGAUGUAGAAGGCAUUCCUGUUGACUUUGUGCUAGAAGCGGCUACUCACGGAUGA